Clupea harengus (Atlantic herring) is the source of this 2507-nucleotide messenger RNA. Its product is annotated as gamma-aminobutyric acid receptor subunit rho-1-like. The record is from RefSeq and is a predicted model, not a curated record. Gene Ontology annotation, cellular component: membrane. Gene Ontology annotation, molecular function: extracellular ligand-gated monoatomic ion channel activity; transmembrane signaling receptor activity. Gene Ontology annotation, biological process: monoatomic ion transmembrane transport. Lineage: Eukaryota; Metazoa; Chordata; Actinopteri; Clupeiformes; Clupeidae.
UGCCACUUAGAUUGUGCAUGGCACACUCUAAGGUGGCCCAACUUUCUUGAGAGUGCUUACCAUAAACGAGAAUCCCGCUGGCGCCCCUAUUUCUGUGGACACAUGAGAAAGAAGGAUGGAAAUGCCGAAGUCUAAUGUAUUGACGGGGCGCACCCAGAGCAUCACCGUUUAGCCUCCCCUACUUACGUCAGUGCGGUACUCCUACAUAGGCUACCACUACAGAAUAGGCUAUGCGUGGCAGCUUACGUUAGGAUUUGUUGGUUUUGAAGUCUACUCUGUGCUGAAGAUCGAAUGGUCAUAUAAUGAUUCUAGACCAGUUGUUUCUCUGAAUUCUACCUUAUAGGAAAAUGUUUGUGAACUAAUUCUCAUUUGAGACCAAUCCAGUUGGUCGAUUAGCUAUCUUCCCAUCCCACUGUGUGUACAAGGACCAUGCGUGCGGAUGCCUUCUUGCUCUUCUACGUCUGUUUUUUCGGAGGUUUCUGCAGUUCGACUCAUCUGAAGAGAGGACGUCCACUUCAAACACAAAGUCAAAUCAGAUCUAAAAGAGAGUCCCACGUGGCUGGAGGAAGAGGAUUUUCAUCUGGCAGCCCAGUUCUGAAAAGGAGUUCUGAUAUGACCAAGUUCCCUGUGACAAAGUCUGAGCAGCUUCUCCGGAUAGAUGACCAUGACUUCACCAUGAGGCCUGGCUUUGGAGGACCAGCCAUUCCUGUAGGUGUGGAUGUCCAAGUUGAAAGUUUGGACAAAAUUUCGGAAGUUGAUAUGGACUUCACCAUGACCCUGUACCUGCGGCACUACUGGAAAGAUGAGCGCCUGUCCUUCCCCAGCAACAAGAACCAGAGCAUGACCUUUGAUAGUCGUCUGGUGAAGAAAAUAUGGGUGCCAGACAUGUUCUUUGUCCACUCUAAGAGGUCAUUCACCCAUGACACUACCACCGAUAACGUCAUGCUGAGAGUGUUCCCUGAUGGCAAAGUUCUCUACAGCCUGAGGGUCACCGUCACAGCCAUGUGCAGCAUGGACCUCAGUCGAUUCCCUCUGGACACACAGACAUGCUCUCUUGAAAUAGAAAGUUAUGCCUACACAGAUGAUGACUUAAUGCUCUACUGGAAGAAAGGGAACGACUCGCUGCAGACCGAUGAGAGGAUCUCAGUUUCACAGUUUCUCAUUCAGAAGUUCCACACUUCCACUAAGCUUGCCUUCUACAGCAGCACAGGCUGGUACAAUCGCCUGUUCAUCACCUUCACUCUGCGGCGCCACAUCUUCUUCUUCCUGCUGCAGACCUACUUCCCUGCCACUCUGAUGGUCAUGCUGUCUUGGGUGUCCUUCUGGAUUGAUAGGCGGGCUGUACCAGCCAGAGUCCCAUUAGGGAUCACCACGGUGCUCACCAUGUCCACCAUCAUCACUGGAGUGAACGCCUCAAUGCCUCGGGUCUCCUACAUCAAAGCUGUGGACAUUUACCUGUGGGUCAGCUUUGUCUUUGUGUUUCUGUCCGUGAUCGAGUACGCAGCUGUCAACUACCUGUCUACAGUGCAAGAACGUAAAGAGAGGAAACUGCGAGAGAAGCUUCCAUGUACAUGUGGCCUAGCCCACCCCGAUGAGAUGAUGAUGAGCAGCAGCUAUAGUGAUGUGGAUGUCAACACCACAGGAACUUAUGGAAUACCAGAGGACAUCAAUACCACAGGGAACUACGGCAGGCCAGAGGAGAACGGUGUCCAGCAAGAGAGGAUUCUGGUGCAGCUGGCACUGGGCGAGGACCAGGCCGCCCUCCACACUGGAAACCCACCAGCAUACAACAGCAUGUGGAUUGACACACACGCCAUAGACAAAUAUUCACGAGUCAUCUUUCCUGGGGCGUACACGCUCUUCAACGUUAUUUACUGGUCCAUCUAUUUAUAAAAUCCCUUGAGAAUAAUGUUCAUUGGGAUGGUACUCGCUGGCACUCCAAAGAAUUUCUCUGAAUGCUUCAACACCGUCCAGGGGGUGAAUAUGGCUUUAACAGCAUCAGGCACUCGACAGUAAAUGCCACCAAUAAGCAAGCCAAAAGAAGCACAAGAGACCUCAAAACCAAGUUGCAUGAUUGAAGUCAAUUAUUUAAUAAUGAUCAUCUUCAUGUGAGUAUGUGCUAGAAAAAAAGUAGACAUUUUAAACAAGUUGUGACAUUUUUAUAUUUCAAAUCUACUGUGUGAACUGCAACAAAGGUAGGAAAGAGAAAUCUGACCUCACCACAGUUACUGUACACCUCUGCUUGCAUCUGAUGGUUUUGUAUCUGUUGUGAACUCUUUAUUAAGAAUGGUAAAUGUUACAGCAAAUGAUGCAUUAUGGGUAAUGCCUAAUUUAUUAUGUAAUGAAAGAAGUUACUUAUUUAUAAGGGGGCAAAUAAAACUUUUAUGAAGUGUCAAAUCUCUGUAGAUUCUCAUUAUUUAAAAAUGGCAGCCGUGGAAAGAUGUUUGCAUAUAACCCUGUAUAUCACAUUCUUAGAAGAGUAAAUCUUUUGUCAUGACAAACCAAAA